CCAGAUGUCACCGCUGACACUAUCCAACCCUGACGUAUAUAGCACAUUUUGAUUGGCAAAUUAUUAAAAUCGAAUAUUUCGGAAAGUAUCUAAGCGCAAAGCGAACUAAUUGCAAACAUCAACCUCGGAAUCGAAAUUAAACCUUCCAGCAAUGGGCUUUGACCUCAAUAGCAUUGUGGGUCAUGUGGACGAGGAGCUCAUCUGCCCGAUUUGUGCGGACGUACUGGAGGAGCCGGUGCAAUCGUCAGGAUGUGAGCACGCCUAUUGUCGCGCCUGCAUCGACAAGUGGAUGCUGCAGAAGCAGAUUUGUCCGGUGGACCGCUCCGCGCUCUUGGCCGCUCACCUGGUACCCGUGUCCCGGCUGAUGCGCAACAUGCUCUCGCGGCUGAAGAUCAAGUGCACCUUCUCUGCAAACGGUUGUCCACUAAUGCUGCCGCUCGAAGAGUUCCGGACCCACGUCGUCUCCUGCGAACACAAUCCCAAGGUGGUCGUACUGUGCAACAAGGGCUGCGGAAUGAAGGUGCCCAAGGACGAGCUGGCGCGCCACAACUGUGUCUUCGAGCUGCGUGAGCUGGUGCACCAACAGAUAAAGGAGAUCUCCGAGCUGAAGGUGAAACAGGCCAGCGAGGAGCUCCUCAUCGUGAGCCAACGUCGGGAGCUGGAGCUGCUCCAGUACUACAUAGCGGCGCUGAGGUCCACCAAUCCGGUGCUGCGUAAUAUUGGCGAGCAGCUGGACCGCUACUCGCUGAUGCAGUGGGGCAAUGGCCUGCCGCUGGCCACGGUCCGCACCUGGGGCAGUCUGAUCUCCACGCCGGACACGCCCAUGCACGUGAUGGUGCGCGACGGACUGCGCUCCUGCGGCUGCCCGAUGCACAUGCUCAACCUGAUGGUGGACCGUUGCCACGAGGAUCGCUGGCCGGAGGGCCUGAUGACCCUGGACCUCCGUCGGGAGAACCACCAUCAGCUGGGUCAGUAUGUGACCCGCCUGGUGCCGUCACUGGCCUCCGGCAAGCCGUGUGUGGUGGUGCUGGGCGGCGACAACAUCCACAUGCCGGAGAAUCUGCGUCCCAGCCUCGGACUGGUCAUGAUCUUCGUCGACGGCGUGGAUGAGAUGGUGCAGGAGGCCCUUCCGGACAGUGAAUUUCUCUGAACCAGUGCGGCCACACCUCUAUACUCCACAUCUAAAUUCACUUUGGUUACACCACACACAAACCACAAUGGCCAACCGUUUCCCACGUCUUUGUCUUGGAAACGAUGCCACGGCCAUUUGGCUUUUAAUGUCUAAAAUUACACGAUCUACGUAAGUUAAUUGUCUGUCAAACGGCUAUCGGUCGCUCCUCUCUUCCAAUGGGAAAUAUACAGUGCGGAGAAAAAGUUAUAUUACAUUAUUACGUACCAACUUCAAA
Molecule: messenger RNA, 1406 nt
Organism: Drosophila rhopaloa
Lineage: Eukaryota; Metazoa; Arthropoda; Insecta; Diptera; Drosophilidae
Product: E3 ubiquitin-protein ligase NRDP1
Exons: 3
Coding region: 152-1150 (332 amino acids)
Biological process (GO): tumor necrosis factor-mediated signaling pathway; positive regulation of JNK cascade; protein K63-linked ubiquitination
Cellular component (GO): plasma membrane signaling receptor complex
Molecular function (GO): ubiquitin protein ligase activity
Source: RefSeq, a predicted model, not a curated record